This is a messenger RNA of Drosophila ficusphila, 2576 nucleotides long. It is a transcript of the gene Klp64D, whose product is annotated as kinesin-like protein KIF3A. Gene Ontology annotation, biological process: microtubule-based movement. NCBI's taxonomy places the organism in Eukaryota, Metazoa, Arthropoda, Insecta, Diptera, Drosophilidae. Gene Ontology annotation, molecular function: ATP binding; microtubule binding; microtubule motor activity. Bases 178 to 2211 code for a protein of 677 amino acids. The transcript has a single exon. The record is from RefSeq and is a predicted model, not a curated record.
CGAUAACAGCUGACUACCCGUCGGUUAAUCAUUCGCAAAAAAAACCUAGCAACGCAUAAACAAAUGCGAAGAAAAACCCCAUAUAUUGAUUUCCACUAAGUGCGAACAGCGCAAAAAGUGGUUAAUUAUUCGAACUCGACAAGGAACAAAGCAGAGAGAGGCAGAAUCAUUAUCAUAAUGCCGCAGGAUGAGGGAAAUACCGGAACAACGGCUCAGCUCGAUGACGAAAUCGAGAAUGUGCGUGUGGUGGUGCGGACAAGGCCCAUGGAUAAAAAUGAAUUGUCCGCCGGAGCGCUAAGUGCAAUUUCGGUGGAUAAAAUCAAUCGGGCCAUUACAGUGAUGAAGCCUAAUGCCACGGCCAAUGAACCACCGAAAACAUACUACUUUGAUAACGUUUUCGAUGGCGGGUCCAAUCAAAUGGAUCUCUAUGUGGACACCGCUCGACCCAUUGUGGACAAGGUUCUGGAAGGCUACAAUGGCACCAUUCUGGCCUACGGACAAACGGGCACGGGAAAAACCUAUACCAUGUCCGGAAAUCCCGAUUCCCCGCAGACAAAGGGCAUUAUUCCAAAUGCAUUUGCCCAUAUCUUUGGGCAUAUUGCAAAGGCCAAGGAAAACCAGAAGUUUCUGGUGCGAGUCAGUUAUAUGGAGAUAUAUAACGAGGAGGUGCGGGAUCUGCUCGGAAAGGAUGUCGGCAAAAGCCUUGAGGUUAAGGAAAGACCCGAUAUUGGAGUCUUUGUCAAGGAUCUCAGCGGUUAUGUGGUGCACAACGCCGAUGAUCUGGAGAAUAUUAUGCGAUUGGGAAAUAAAAACCGAGCUGUGGGAGCCACCAAGAUGAAUCAGGAGAGUUCCAGAUCCCAUGCCAUUUUCUCAAUAACUGUGGAGAGAAGUGAGCUGGCGGAAGGAGGAGCGCAACAUGUGCGGAUGGGAAAACUACAGUUGGUGGACCUUGCCGGUUCCGAAAGGCAGUCCAAAACUCAGGCCAGUGGACAGAGACUGAAGGAAGCCACAAAGAUCAAUCUUUCACUCUCGGUUCUGGGAAAUGUCAUCAGUGCUUUGGUUGAUGGAAAGAGCACGCAUAUUCCAUACAGGAACUCCAAGCUUACCCGACUCCUACAGGAUUCCCUGGGUGGCAAUUCCAAGACCGUGAUGUGUGCCACCAUUAGUCCAGCGGACAGCAACUAUAUGGAAACCAUAUCCACUUUGCGCUAUGCCAGUCGUGCUAAGAACAUCCAGAAUCGCAUGCACAUCAACGAAGAACCCAAGGAUGCUUUGUUGCGUCACUUUCAGGAGGAAAUUGCACGGCUACGAAAGCAGCUGGAGGAGGGCAGCAGCUUGGAGGAGGAGCCGCCGAGCUCCGAGGAAGAAGAGGACACAGCUGAUGAUGAGCUGGAGGCUCCCCUGGAGAUUGAAAUGGAAUCUUCUACAGUCCAAGCCCCUGAAAAGAAACCAAAGAAGAAGCGAGAGAAAACCGACGCUGAGAAAGAGGAACUGGCUCAGCGUAAAAACGAACACCAGAAGGAAAUCGAGCACGCUAAAACGGAGCAGGAAACGCUUCGCAAUAAACUGGUCUCCUUGGAGGGAAAAAUCCUCGUAGGCGGUGAGAAUCUUUUAGAGAAGGCCCAAACCCAGGAGAUGCUGCUUGAGCAAUCCAUUGCUGAGCUGGAAAAACAUGAAAAAUCCGAGGAGGCACUGAAGCAGACCCUACAGCAAAAGGCCACCGAAAGAAUCGACAUUGAGGAGCGGUAUUCCACGCUGCAAGAUGCAAGCACUGGCAUCACGAAAAAGAUACAUCGGGUGAUGCAAAUGUUGAUGGGAGUAAAAUCGGAGCUAGCAGAUCAGCAGCAGGAGCACCAGCGUGAGAAGGAGGGGAUCUACGAGAACAUAAGAAGCCUGUCCAGAGAAUUGGCGCUCUGUGAACUGGUAUUGAAUUCCUAUGUUCCGAAGGAGUACCAAUCGAUGAUUAAUCAGUAUACCCACUGGAACGAGGACAUCGGCGAGUGGCAGCUUAAGUGUGUGGCCUACACAGGAAACAAUAUGAGGAAACACAUUUCAGCUCACAAGACCAGUGGCAAGGAACCGGACUUCCUGGAUCUAUCGCAUGUGUAUCUUAGCUAUAACACCGAUGGAGUGUCCAAUCCUCUGCGCUCCAAAUCCGCAAGACCAAGGACUUCGGGAGUUCCGCGACCAACAACAGCCAGGCGAUAUUGAAGUGAAUUUUGGAAGGGCAAUCGCCUGCUAGUCCAGCUGCACAUCCUCAGCGGUCUGCGCGUCCAAUUUUGGUUUCUGCUCCUGCUUAUCCUGAUUUUCUACAUCCUCAAGUUCAUUUGCUCAGCGAAUUUCCUUUUUGUUAAGCGUUAGUUUUUGUUGAAUUAUUGUUUAGGACAUAUUUUUAUGCUUAGGUUGAACAACGGUGCAGUACAUUUACAACUGUGUUUGUAAUUUUAAUUUUUAGCUUAUGCUUAUUUUUUAAUACUUAUAACUAAGUAGCAGAUUUUACUCGAAUAGGCACAAACAUAAGGUAUUACUGAUGUGCUCUUGGCUUUUAAAUAAACAUAUAAUGAUACUCACUGAAA